Misgurnus anguillicaudatus (oriental weatherfish) is the source of this 2962-nucleotide messenger RNA. RefSeq names its product FtsJ RNA 2'-O-methyltransferase 3 (gene ftsj3). Gene Ontology annotation, biological process: maturation of 5.8S rRNA from tricistronic rRNA transcript (SSU-rRNA, 5.8S rRNA, LSU-rRNA); maturation of LSU-rRNA from tricistronic rRNA transcript (SSU-rRNA, 5.8S rRNA, LSU-rRNA); rRNA methylation. NCBI's taxonomy places the organism in Eukaryota, Metazoa, Chordata, Actinopteri, Cypriniformes, Cobitidae. Gene Ontology annotation, cellular component: preribosome, large subunit precursor; nucleolus; nucleus. The record is from RefSeq and is a predicted model, not a curated record. Gene Ontology annotation, molecular function: rRNA (uridine-2'-O-ribose)-methyltransferase activity; rRNA (guanine) methyltransferase activity.
ACGUCAAAUUCGCGCGACUCCAAAAUACACGUGUAGCCUCAUCCGAGCAGCGAGACACUGGAAGAGGUGUCUAAAAACUGCUCAAAAACUGUUCACUUACAACAGAAAUCAUGGGUAAAAAACUCAAAGUCGGAAAAACGAGAAAGGACAAAUUCUAUCAUCUCGCGAAAGAAACAGGAUAUCGAUCCAGAUCAUCGUUUAAGCUCAUUCAACUCAAUCGCAAGUUCCAGUUUCUCCAAAAAGCUCGAGCUUUGGUGGAUCUGUGUGCGGCUCCAGGUGGAUGGUUGCAGGUGGCAUCAAAGUUUAUGCCCGUGUCCAGUCUUAUUAUUGGUGUGGAUCUGGUCCCGAUCAAACCCAUCCCAAAUGUCGUCACCCUUCAAGAAGACAUCACAACUGAAAAAUGCAGACAGGCUCUCAGGAAAGAACUGCAGACGUGGAAGGUGGACGUGGUUCUCAACGACGGUGCACCAAACGUCGGUGCCAACUGGCAACAUGACGCCUUUUCUCAAGCUAACCUUACCCUGAUGGCCCUCAAACUCGCCUGUGAGUUUCUCAACAAGGGCGGGACGUUUAUCACCAAGGUUUUCCGGUCUAAAGACUAUCAGCCUCUCAUGUGGAUCUUCCAGCAGUUCUUCAAGAAGGUCCAGGCCACCAAACCGCAGGCUUCCCGUAACGAAUCGGCUGAGAUCUUUGUCGUCUGUCAAAGUUUUGUGGCUCCGGAUAAAAUCGACAACAAGUUCUUCGACCCCAAGCAUGCUUUUAAAGAGGUUGAUGUGCAAGUAAAAACCGUCAAAGAGCUGAUUACGACAAAAAAGCCUAAGGCUGAAGGAUACAAUGACGGCGAUCUUACGUUGUAUCACACUUUCUCAGUAACUCAGUUCUUAAAAGCCGAGAACCCUGUAGACUUUCUGAGCAAAGCCAAUGCGAUAACCUUUGAUAGCCCAGAGCUGGAAUCCCAUCCCGUCACUUCAUCUGAAAUCAAAGAAUGUUGUCGCGACGUUAAGGUCUUGGGUCGAAAGGAAUUGCGGUUGCUGUUGUCUUGGCGGUCCAAGCUGAGAAGAUUCCUGGCUAAAAAACUGAAGGAAGCCAAAGAGCCGGGCCAGGAAAUCAACUUGAGCUCCGGUGAAGAAGAGAGCGAUACCGACGAGAAGCAAAGCAAGAAAAAGGUCGCCGCGAAAGACGACGAGCAGGAUAAAGGAGAGGAAGAUGAGGAAGAGGAAAUGGAAAAGAAGCUGGCCGAGUUGAAAGCCGAAGAGAUUGCGGAGCUCAGACGGAAAAAGAAGAAGCUAUUAAAAGAUAAAAGAAAACAGAGAGAAAGGGUGGAGCUUAAGAUGGACCUUCCUGGAGUCUCCAUAGCCGACGACAACGAUUCAUCAAUGUUUUCCCUCAGCACCAUCAAAAAGGCACAGGGUCUCAGUGAAAUCACUCUGGGUGAUAUGAAAGGAGCUGAUGCCCUGUUAGACGACAACGAGGAAGAUUUGUAUUUCUCCGAUUCUGAAGAGGACAGGGUGUCCCUGGCGUCUGACCUGGACUCGGAUGACCUUGAGGAAAUUGAGAAGAAAGAGCAAGAAAUUAAGAAAGCGGCUCCCAAGAAGAAAAGCGUGUCAUUCACCGCUGAAGAGAAAGACGAUGGGGACGAAAAUGAAUUACUGGUCCCCCUCGAAGGAAAAGAUGAGAAGAAGGAACGAGAGACCGACAUGUGGUUCAGCAAGGGCAUCUUUGCUGAGUUGAAGUUAAACGACGACAAAGACGCCAUGAAGGAACUGAAACAGACUCAGCUACUACACAGCGGUCAGUCCGGACCGUCAGGAAAAGGCAGAAAGAGGAAGGCUGAGGAAGAGGAUGAACACAAAGAGGAAGUGGCCGCUCCAUCACAGGAAGUGGAGAAGAUGGCAGAUAAAGACAGCAGCGACAGCGACUCUGAUGAUGAUAGCAGCGAUGAUGAAACUGAGAUCGCGCAGAUGAAAAAUGCCGCUGCUGGUAUGAUUGGGCCGGGCAACGAUGACGAAUUUCAAGUCGUUCCAGUUGAAAGCACAAGUAAGCGAGCUCGAAUUCUUGACGCAGAGGGUCUGGCGCUCGGUGCCCAGAUCGCCACUUCCAAAAAAAGAAUGCGAGACGUGAUUGACGGCUCGUUCCACAGAUAUGCAAACUCUGAAGACAUGACAGAAGUUCCGGCCUGGUUUGUUGACGAUGAAGUUAAGCACAGGAAAAGACCCGUUCCCGUCACCAAAGAAAUGGUGGAGGAAUAUAAGCAGAAAUGGCGGGAAAUCAACGCCCGUCCCAUCAAGAGAGUCGCAGAGGCCAAAGCUCGCAAGAAGAGAAGGACGUUGAAGAAGAUGGAACAGGCCAAGAAAAAGGCAGAAGCUGUCGUGAACACUGUGGACAUUUCAGAGCGAGAGAAAAUGGCUCAGCUCAAAAGCAUCUACAAAAAAGCAGGAGUUGGUAAAGAAAAGCGAGAAGUCACGUACGUGGUGGCCAAGAAGGGCGCCGGACGCAAAGUACGCCGCCCGGCCGGGGUAAAAGGCGCUUUCCGCGUGGUGGACAGCAGGAUGAAGAAAGACAUGCGGGGGAUGCAAAGGAAAGAACAGAGGCAAGGCAAAGGUGGGAGGGGCCAGAAAAAAGGGCGUGGCAUGAAGGCAGGAAAAGGACGUCCACAUAAGAAAUAAUGGACUUUAUGAUGUCACCUCUGUGAUAUCAAUUCUUACUGUAUUGUACAGUAGAAAUGUACGUCAGGUCUUCUUACAGAUUAUCGUAAGACUUUGUUGCUGACAGCUUCAGCUCGGACUCUGAAAUCGUUGACCAAUCAGAACUGUUUCAGCAUUGUGCUAAUGCUGUGUGUAUUGAUUUUCAACAUAUUGUUUAUGCAAUAUGAACCUCGUAAUGUUUUGAUUAUAUUGAAAUAUAUGUAAAAUGUUUCUGCUUGGAUUGUUAGUGAUGUUUUGAAUAAACACAUCAGAAUUGA